CGCGGGUGUCAGUUAGCGGGUUCCAGCCUUUCUGCGGCGAGACGCUGCACCGGUGAUGGCGGGCGAGCAGUCUGGCUGGAGGCGGGCGGCUCUGCUCCAGCUCCUUCUUGGCAUGAGCCUGAUGGUGACGCCACCCACCCAGGCCCGGAGCCUGCGCUUCGUUACCUUGCUCUACCGACAUGGAGACCGUUCUCCAGUGAAGACAUAUCCCAAGGACCCCCAUCAGGAGGACGAGUGGCCCCAGGGCUUUGGGCAGCUAACCAAGGAGGGGAUGCACCAGCACUGGGAGCUGGGCCAAGCUCUGAGGCAGCGCUACCGUGGCUUUCUCAACUCCUCUUACCACCGACAAGAGGUUUAUGUGCGGAGCACAGACUUUGACCGGACGCUCAUGAGCGCCGAGGCCAACCUGGCUGGACUCUUCCCUCCCAGCGGGAUGCAGCGCUUCAACCCAAACAUCUCUUGGCAGCCCAUCCCCGUCCACACCGUGCCCAUCGCUGAGGACAGGCUGCUGAAGUUCCCGUUGGGCCCGUGUCCUCGUUAUGAACAGCUGCAAAACGAGACCCGGCAGACCCCAGAGUAUCAGAAUGAGAGUAUUCAGAAUGCACAAUUUCUGGAUAUGGUGACCAACGAGACAGGCCUUACGGACCUGACACUGGAGACUGUCUGGAACGUCUAUGACACACUCUUCUGCGAGCAAACACACGGGCUGGUCCUGCCACCCUGGGCCUCACCCCAGACCAUGCAACGUCUGAGCCAGCUGAAGGACUUCAGCUUCCGCUUCCUCUUCGGGAUCUACGAGCAGGCAGAGAAGGCCCGACUUCAGGGCGGAGUCCUGCUGGCUCAGAUACGGAAGAACCUGACCCUGAUGACCACCUCCUCCCAGCUCCCUAAGCUGCUGGUUUACUCUGCGCAUGACACCACCCUGGUCGCUCUGCAAAUGGCACUGGAUGUUUACAACGGCAAGCAAGCCCCCUAUGCGUCCUGCCACAUGUUUGAACUUUACCAGGAAGAUAAUGGGAAUUUCUCUGUGGAAAUGUACUUUCGAAAUGAGAGUGACAAGGCCCCCUGGCCACUGAUCCUGCCGGGCUGCCCUCACCGCUGCCCUCUGCAAGACUUCCUUCGCCUGACAGAGCCUGUCGUGCCCAAGGAUUGGCAGCACGAGUGCCAGCUGGCAUCCGGUCCUGCAGACACAGAGGUGAUCGUGGCCUUGGCUGUCUGUGGUUCCAUCCUCUUCCUUCUCAUUGUUCUGCUCCUCACUGUCCUCUUCCGGAUGCAGGCCCAGCCUCCUGGCUACCGCCACGUCGCAGAUGGAGAGGAUCACGCCUGACAACUACUCAGCCCCCUUCCCUCUGCCUCCUAGGGGAGGUGGGCUAGGCCCUUGCUCCUGACUGUUGCUGCUCCCCAGCCUGUGGACAGGAGACCCUGGGUUGGGGCUCCCUCUGAUUGCAUACAUGAACAAGUGGGGCUUGGCUUGGCCUAUGGCACCUGUCACUCAGCAUUCACGUGCCUGAUGUUUACCAAGUACUGUGUUGGACACUGGCUUUCUCUAAACAGGAUCUGCCGCCACCAUGCUCCUUAUGGACUUGAAAUGUAGACAAGGAUUCAAGUUUCACUGUGGGCCUGGGCUAAGAAAGACUGAAGGAGUCAGGGCUUGGUCUGCCUUGCCUCUCCAUCAAACCCUGCUCUCUCUCUUCCAGCCUGGCAAAUGGCUCAGAGGACAGUCUUGCCAACAGGAAAAAUUACGCAGGAAAAAUUACGCAACAUUGGGGGUACAAACAUUGGCCACCAAGAGACCAAUCACCCAAUAGCUGGCCAGCCAAGUUUUCCUGUCUGGCUGAAGCCACCAUUCAUCAGACCUAAGGCUCCGGGCAUCUGUCCCCCACAGCUAGAGCAGGUGGGACAAGGGCUUGUGCUUGGGAGGGGGGAGGGGUCCAGUGAUCAUGGUCUAGAAUCAAGAAACUGCUGUCCCCCCCAGCUGGGCUGGGGUCUCCAGGAAGCUGAGGUAAAUGCAGGACAUAAGUUGGACAGCUCUUGACUGUGGCCUGGGAUCGGGCUGAGGCAGCUUCUAGAGAAUGAAAGUUUGGGACUCUUAGUGCUGUUUCUGUGCCUUUUCUUCAUUUUGGGGCCCCAAGGAGCCAUCUGCCCAGUCACUGCUGGAAGAUCCACUCAGAAGCUUAGUUGGGUUUGGUUUUAUUGGCCAUGUCAACAGUGAGCACACAUCGAAACCACUACCUGAUCACCCUGCCACUGCAUGUCAGAGAGGAGAAAAGUAUCUUGGCUCCAGGAGAAGCUUGGCUGCAGGCUAGAUAGAGCAGUGACCCUGGAGCAGCUGGGUCUCCGACUCUGGAGACGUGUCCGGAGCUAAGUUCAGGGCAGUAGCGUGUCCCAGUCCCACAGUGUCCCAUGCCAAUGUCCCUGCUCCAGCCCUCCACUUGGGUCCCUUUGGCCCUUUAACAAACAGCUGUCUUUUCUCGCAGGACUUAUUCUCUUGUGGCUCCAAGCCCUGGCUUGGCCCGCGCCUUCAUUAAUGUCGCUCAUCUCCGAAUCCCAGCUUCCUCGUGGCUCCAAAUGAGAAUGUGGUAGCCUAGGAGAAGUGAGACUAGUCUGACUUGCACCUUCCAUUAUCACUCUCUGACAGCACGGGGCUGGCCCAGGACUUGGUGAGGAAAUACCAGGAAACUGGACAGUAGCCAGGCAUUGCCAGGAGAAAGCAAAGCUAUAGAGGGCUUAGGCCAAAGAGACCGCUGUCACCUGUUUAUCUUAACUGUCACCCUGGGCUGCAUGUGACAGGGCUGAGCUGAGGUUAGCCUGCACUGGACCUCAGAGAGGAGGGACAGGCUUGGCUAGUCAGAGAUACAACCAACCGCACUCACCCAUCACAGAGGCCAGUGUGUCCCCCAUUGGAUUGAACUCAUUGAGCUGCAAGGACAAGGGGGUAAGCAUAAGGAGGGGGUAAAGGGAGUAGCAGAGACAGAGUUGGGGACUCAUUUCUGGUCAAUAAAGUAGGUGGAAUCCCUGUUUCCUCCCAUCAUUAUUCAAGGUCCCAAGCCUCACCGAAAUGAUGCCAGAAGAUUCUGGGUCAUAGAGUUGAUACAUCAUCUUUCCUGAGCUUCCAUCAAACACAUCAACCGUCCUUAAUUCAUAGGGGGUACAGCUUUUGAAAUUAGGAUCUGGGUAUCGGCCCACAACAAUGAGGUUGUACCGGGGAUGCCAGGUUGCCUAGGAGAUGGAGAGGCUGGUCACGAGAGUAAAUGCACAACACUGUUGAGAGGGACACAGAAUUAUCCUUUGCCACUAGCAAUUGUUAAUACAAUCGCCAACAAUUCAGUAAUGUAGGUGAGACCUACAAGAAUCUUAAGAAUGGUUUUCAGUUGCAGUACAUUUGCCGGUGCACAUUUUUAAUCCCCCAGGUG
Talpa occidentalis (Iberian mole) is the source of this 3413-nucleotide messenger RNA. RefSeq names its product acid phosphatase 2, lysosomal (gene ACP2). Bases 56 to 1327 code for a protein of 423 amino acids. The record is from RefSeq and is a predicted model, not a curated record. Gene Ontology annotation, biological process: lysosome organization; dephosphorylation. NCBI's taxonomy places the organism in Eukaryota, Metazoa, Chordata, Mammalia, Eulipotyphla, Talpidae. Gene Ontology annotation, molecular function: acid phosphatase activity. Gene Ontology annotation, cellular component: lysosome. The transcript has 11 exons.